Molecule: messenger RNA, 2654 nt
Organism: Jaculus jaculus (lesser Egyptian jerboa)
Lineage: Eukaryota; Metazoa; Chordata; Mammalia; Rodentia; Dipodidae
Gene: Lratd2
Product: LRAT domain containing 2
Exons: 3
Coding region: 578-1516 (312 amino acids)
Source: RefSeq, a predicted model, not a curated record
GGAGCGAGCGCCUGUCUCUUUAAAUGCCACGGGCUGCGCUCCCGCCCGGGAGCCCGGAGCCGGAUCUACAAUCCCGUCGCUCCCGCUCCAGCGCUUGUUGCUCGCCGGGGCCGAGCGGGAGCUGCGGCCGCGGGGAAGCCAAGCUGCCUCCCUCUUUUCUCCUCGCGCCCCACCUUCCCCGCCGAGAGCGGCUCGUGGGGGCCCAGCAGCGUCGGCAGGACCGAGGGGCCGCGGUGUAAGCCGGAUUGUCUCCCCCAGCUUCAAGUCUUGGGGCGCCACGCUGCCGCGGGAGUAGAGGGGGAGACAUGCAUCGUUACCCCCUGACCAGCCUCGCUGCCGUCCGCGCAGGGAGAGGAGGGGCUGCGGAGCCCACGCCUGCAAAGUCUUCCUAGAAGUCUCGGGGUGCAGCCGGGGGACCCCCUCCCCACGCGUCCCCCGGGGCCUCCACCUCCCGGCGGGUGAGUCGGCGGCGCAGGUGGAUUUACCCCCCUGUCCGGGGGGCCUGUGCCAAUGACCGUGGUGGUGGUUUCGCUUUCUCCCCUCGCGGCGCCGUGAACGAGUGUCCACACACAGCGUGAUGGGCAACCAGGUGGAGAAACUGACCCACCUGAGUUACAAGGAAGUUCCCACGGCCGACCCGACGGGCGUGGACCGGGACGAUGGGCCCCGCAUCGGAGUCUCGUACAUCUUCUCCAACGACGACGAGGACUUGGAAGCGCAGCCGCCGCCCCAAGGGCUGCCCGAGAGCGGCGGGUUGCCCGAGUCCGGCGGGGACGUGCCAGCCGUGCCCCCGCCGCUUCCCUACGACCCGCGGCAGCACGAGGUGGAGUGCUCGGUGUUCUACCGCGACGAGUGCAUCUACCAGAAGAGCUUCGCGCCGGGCUCGGCGGCGCUGAGCACCUACACGCCCGAGAACCUGCUCAACAAGUGCAGCCCGGGCGACCUGCUGGAGUUCGUGUCGCAGGCCCAGUACCCGCACUGGGCCGUGUACGUGGGCAAUUUCCAAGUGGUGCACCUGCACCGGCUGGAGGUGAGCAACAGCUUCCUGACGGACGCGAGCCAGGGCCGCCGCGGCCGCGUGGUCAACGACCUGUACCGCUACAAGCCGCUGAGCCCCGGCGCCGUGGUGCGCAACGCGCUGGCGCACGUGGGCGCCAAGGAGCGCGAGCUGAGCUGGCGCAACUCGGAGAGCUUCGCCGCCUGGUGCCGCUACGGCAAACGCGAGUUCAAGAUCGGCGGCGAGCUGCGCAUCGGCAAGCAGCCCUACCGCCUGCAGAUCCAGCUCUCGGCCCAGCGCAGCCACAUCCUCGAGUUCCAGAGCCUGGAGGACUUGAUCAUGGAGAAGCGCCGCAACGACCAGAUCGGACGCGCGGCCGUGCUGCAGGAGCUCGCCAUGCACCUGCACCCGGCGGAGCCGGACGAGGGCGACAGCGGCCUGGCUCGGACUACGCUGCCUCCCCGGCGCCCCCCUGCGCCCGGAUCGCAGGAAGAGGAUGGAGAAGCGGUGGUGCACUGACCACGCUGUGGGCCGCUGCCCCCUUCUUCCUCCUCCUCCUCUCCCUCCCCGCCUGCACCUUCUGGGCCGGUCUGAUGUUCCCCGGGCCCUUUGGAAAACCUUGGUGGAAUGCACAGCCUGCUGUGGACGGGGGAGGAGGAAGGGGACCAGAGGGAGCAGGAAUAAGACUUUAGAACUAUUUUGUACUGUGAAUUACAGAUGCUCUUUGAAGGAAAGAAUAUUGAUUCCAGUGUUGCUCCGAAGCUCUGGCAGGGAAAAGCAGAACACCGUCGCAAUGUAUACUAAAUGAAAGCAGACAAAUUCUAUUUUCUUACCUGAGCAAAUAUUUUAUUGAGACUGCUUAUGUUUGUCCAAGUAGCUCACGACGUCAGCUGCACAACUUUUUGUACUGAAAGAACUACUUUUUGUAGCUUUUAUCCCACAUUUAAUUUAAAGAAUGACUUUGUAGCACUAAAAUGCCUAGCAGAAGACUUUAUUCCAGACCUUGAAGAAAAGUUUUAGUUUUUAUGAAAAAUGGUUCAGUGGUUGAGCUCCUCAAAGCCUUGGUGCGCUGGCCCUUGCAGCACCGUUGGACAGAAGACCACCGCCACAUGGAAACCUAUUUUUUGGAAGCAAAACUUUAAUUUUAUAUGAUAUAUGCUAUGGAGAGCUUAAAGAAAUUAAGAACUACUUGUUUUCUAUUUUUUUCAUAAAAUUGGAUCCACUGUGUUGAAGACUCUUCACAUUCUGUCAUUAUGUAUUUGUCUAACCUUUUUUUGUUUUUUUUUUCUUUCUUUACAAAUCAGAAUAAGAUUAAGUGUGAUCAUGUUCACCAAAUGGAUUUGUUUGUAGAUUUAAUUUUUUUUUUUUUUAAUCAGGAUGACUAUAAACUUGACUGGUUCCUUAACUUUUCAUUGUGUUUUGUACUUGCUAUUAACUGGUGAUCUGUGGAGAAUUGCUAACAGGGGACAUUCCACAAGCAUUUCAUUUCCCAGUGACCUGUAUAAACUUUGUUUUUGUUGAAGGUUGUGCGUUAAAUCAAUGUCCUGUUCUGUUACCACUUCUUGAGAAGGAAGUUCUGAUUUGAAGUUGUUUCAUUUCCUUCAAAAUGAAGGGCAGUGCUUAGUUGAAUAAAAGAUUAAUGACAUCUUUUAAGCCA